UCAUCACAAAGCAAAUCCAACCCGCUCUCUCUCACUCUCUCAAAUCAGACUAGGUCAUUUUUAGGGUUAGGGUUAGGGUUUCGUCGUUAAAUUUGUGUGUGAUUUUCGCCGCCGGAUUCAGAAAAUGAGUGGAAAGGAAGGUGGGUCGACUAAGGGUGGCAGAGGCAAGCCGAAGGCCACCAAGUCUGUGUCCAGGUCAAGCAAAGCCGGGCUUCAAUUUCCGGUGGGUAGGAUCGCCCGGUUUCUCAAGUCCGGCAAGUAUGCCGAGCGUGUCGGCGCCGGAGCUCCGGUUUAUCUCUCUGCCGUGCUUGAAUACCUGGCAGCUGAGGUUUUGGAGCUUGCUGGCAACGCAGCUAGAGACAACAAGAAGAAUCGUAUUGUACCGAGGCACAUUCAGCUUGCGGUGAGGAAUGACGAGGAGCUAAGCAAGCUUUUGGGGUCUGUGACUAUUGCCAAUGGAGGAGUUUUGCCCAACAUUCACCAAACUCUUUUGCCUAAGAAGGUUGGGAAAGGCAAGGGCGAUAUCGGAUCCGCUUCUCAGGAGUUUUAGGGUUCUCUUUGUGUUUAUCUCCUUGUAUGGAGAUGUUUAGUUACCUCAGUUGUAAAAUACCAUGGGUUUUGUUAGAGUUUUCUCUGAACCUUGUUGUUCUGGUGCUUGGGAUCUUAUGCUAUAAAUGAAUGGUUCUGCUAAAUUGAAUCUGGUUUUAGUCAUUUUGGUCUU
Rosa chinensis is the source of this 721-nucleotide messenger RNA. RefSeq names its product histone H2AX. Gene Ontology annotation, molecular function: structural constituent of chromatin; DNA binding; protein heterodimerization activity. Bases 125 to 550 code for a protein of 141 amino acids. Lineage: Eukaryota; Viridiplantae; Streptophyta; Magnoliopsida; Rosales; Rosaceae. The transcript is spliced from 2 exons. Gene Ontology annotation, cellular component: nucleosome. The record is from RefSeq and is a predicted model, not a curated record.